This is a messenger RNA of Myotis myotis, 1229 nucleotides long. It is a transcript of the gene SMIM12, whose product is annotated as small integral membrane protein 12. NCBI's taxonomy places the organism in Eukaryota, Metazoa, Chordata, Mammalia, Chiroptera, Vespertilionidae. The transcript is spliced from 2 exons. Bases 297 to 575 code for a protein of 92 amino acids. The record is from RefSeq and is a predicted model, not a curated record.
GUGGUGGGAUAGGGGCCGGGGCCGGGCGCCCAGCGGAGGGACACGGCUGGAUACUUGGACCCUGACCUCACCUGCGCCCCCACCCCUGGCCCGGGCUCGAGUCAGGGUCAGGGUUAAUCUUCAAUCCCGUUAGGUAUCCUCUGCCCUGUUAGCAGCUCUCGAAUCUCGGACUUCGGGCUUGGACCUCAUCGGGCCUCCGGGGCCCCGGCACAAGGGCCGGUUUGCCGGCAACCAGUUGACCUCUACCGGGCGUGCAGGCCCCUCCACGCCGAGCUGGAAAUACGCGUCACCAUGUCAUGUGGCCCGUGUUUUGGACCGUGGUGCGUACCUAUGCUCCCUAUGUCACGUUUCCUGUGGCCUUCGUGGUCGGGGCUGUGGGCUACCACCUGGAAUGGUUCAUCCGGGGAAAAGAUCCCCAGCCCGUGGAGGAGGAGAAGAGCAUCUCAGAGCGUCGGGAGGACCGAAAGUUGGAUGAGCUGCUAGGCAAGGACCACACCCAGGUGGUGAGCCUGAAGGACAAGCUGGAAUUUGCCCCUAAAGCUGUCCUGAACAGAAACCGCCCGGAGAAGAAUUAGUGGAGGACACAGGGCCAUAUGGGUCCUUCCAUAGGCCGUGACUGGUCCUGCCACCAUGUUGACCCAGCUCCAGAAUCCACAUCUGAUUUGCGUUGUUGCUUAUUCUGGCCCCUCGGGCACCACCCGGCCACACACAUACUGGGUGCUCUUCUACAGCCAGGCACACGGACACACUAGAAGCUGAGGGGCCAGUGAAGAGGAAGGCCCUGGAGGGUUCUGGCCUGCAGGCUGCAUCUGUUGUAUGGUGGGCACAACUGCCCAGGCUUCUGGGCGCACUGCUGGGAGUAGUGUUAUGAGAUGAACCUGGGCUGUCGGUCCCUGCAGGGAGGCAGUUUGGCCUCAAGCUGAAGUGCAUGGGAUUGGGGUGUUGCCUUAAGAGAGAUACCUCAUGUCUAGUUCUCAUUUGCAUGGGAAGAUUUCAGAAAUCUACCUGGUUCCUUCCCUCGUUUGCCCAGUCCUUUGUGCUCACUCUUGCUGAAACCCUGUCCUACCAGCUCAGGAAAGGGGGGGACUCGCUGGGGAAGGGCUGUUCUUGGCAGCCCAAGGCUGUUCACCUUGGGGUAGGUGAAUCUGCUUGAAAAUCUUCACCAUCUUGCAUCCCCCCCCAUCACUGUAUAGUGCAAAACUUGAUUAAAGUGGCAUCUGAGAACCAUA